GAAAAAAAAAAAGUAGACUUUCCAAAUGCUUAUUUAAGUUCUGGAAAUAUAUUUGCUAGUUCCUUAAGUGGUUGUCAGUCUAUCACUUCACCACUGCAUAGCAGCACUUUUAUCAGUAAAGAUGGAGUAGUAAGUGACGAUGGAUGCUGCAGGAGUUGCUUAAGUGCAGACAAACAAAACCAGUAUGAAAAAAAUUGUGCCACUAUGCACAAUCUAUCCACAGGUAGUCCUACUGUAACAGAUUUAUACUUCCAAUUACAGGCUAAAGAAACAGUGUAUUUUUCUUUACAAGGACAUACUCAGACAAAUAAGGCUGCCAGUUUAGAGGCAGCAACUUGGAAACAACAUCGUGAAUAUGUAAAAGAACAGGAAGGGAUAAGUGAUGAACAAAUGCAUGUAACUAAUGAAAGUCAAUGUGAGAGUGUAAUGAAUGACUUGAUUAUGUCAUAUUCAGAAGAUGAAUCUAAAACAUUCAUUGCUGCAGAAGAGAAAUUAAAAAUGCAUUUAUCUGUAAUGAACAAUGGAUGUCUUGAAGAUGUAAAAGAUGAGUAUUUACCUUCAGAAAACAAAAUCACAUAUGAAUUUGAACUGAAGAGGAAAUUUGAUUUAGUGCUAGAAGAGCUACAUAUGUUUCAUGAAAUUAGCAAGGGAAACGAAAACAAUUUAUCUAGUGUGGAAACAAACUCACAUAACAAUUAUCGUGCAUUAAAUAAUUCUGAGGGAAUAGAUGAAAAUGUGGAAAGUGUUUAUGAAAAGAAAACAUGUGUUUCUUCUCCGGUCUGUGGUACUAUAGAAGGGCAAAACAUAACUGACAGCGAUGAAAGUUCAUUUAAUGAAAAAAUAUCACAUGAAAAUGAAGACCAAGAAACACCUAAGGACUAUUGCAUUUCAAGACUGCUAAGUGAAGAAUUGCUACAUUCACCUAUUGCAGAAGUUUAUAAAAUGCCAUACGCAUGGGACCCUGCUUUUUUGUCCUGCAUGCUUUUGAGGGAACAAAAUUAUAAUUUACAGAAAGAGGGAGGAUACUUUCUGCCACGUGAAGUUGCAAGAGUACAGCCUCUUAAAACAUGCAAGGGCCCCAUCAGGAUUGGUCUGUCAAGAAAAGCUAGACCCCAGAAGCUUCAUCCUUAUCUGAAAUAACUUACUGGGUUCUCUUACGAGUAUUCACAUGGAAACACUCUGCCUGAAAGCUGUUGAAAUGUUUUUAUGCUAAGCUGCUAUGUUGAUAGUUUGAUCUUUUUGCCUUAUGGUUUUUUUUUUGUUUUUUUUUUUUUUUGGUAUUAAUAUCAAGUACUUGUUCAUGAUUUAUUUAGGAAUACUCCUGUGAGUAUUUGAUAGCAAAGGGAUUUAUGAUUAAUGUUUACUAGUAGAAAUGUUAAUGGAAAGAUGGGAAUGUUUUAAAGUUUAUGUGAUAUUAAUAAAA
Oxyura jamaicensis (ruddy duck) is the source of this 1423-nucleotide messenger RNA. RefSeq names its product RAD51 associated protein 2 (gene RAD51AP2). The record is from RefSeq and is a predicted model, not a curated record. The transcript has 3 exons. NCBI's taxonomy places the organism in Eukaryota, Metazoa, Chordata, Aves, Anseriformes, Anatidae. Bases 205 to 1140 code for a protein of 311 amino acids.